AAAUAUAUUGUAUCCAUCCGCAGACUUUUUUAAAAGCUAUCACCAAAUCGCGCCAAGUCUAUCGGUUUAUCGGGCUUUUGGUGCCAGAGGAAAGUGCCAUCGCUGAUUUUUGGACGUAAACAAGUGCGUGCACGGGAAAACAGGAAAAUAUUAGCGGAGCGACAACCAAAAUAGGCAAGAAACAGAUUAUAGAACUGCCCUUAACCAGCGAUGGACGAAGAGAAGGAUCCCGAUCCCGUGGCCAGCGGAGCGGCAUCCGCCUGCAAACGCCAGCGACGCAACACCGAUUCCCGUGAAGAUGGUAAUGGUGAUGGUGAUGGUGGUGGCCAACUGGGAGACGCGGCGCAGAUUGGCGAGGAGAAACACCAGGUGGCCAUCAAAGGCACCACAAUCACAACAAUGACGAGCAACAACAAUAACGAAGAAGAGAAGGUACAGGAGCAGCCGGAGAAAAAGGAUUCUGAGGAAAAGGAGCCGGCAGAGGCGCAGGCUAACAAGGAUUCCUCCCUUCCCGCUGAGGAACAAGCGGGCCCAUCCCACCUGGAGUGUCAAUUAUCUCCCCACGCCGCCAGUUCCGUGCUGGCAGCCAGUAAACCAAAGCUCCCCAGUGGCACCGGCACCAUCGACAGCGAUGAUGAUGAGCCACCGGCGACUCCGCCGCUAGGUGAAACCUCCCCGGAUCUCACUUCGCCCAGGUUCAACCAGCGCAACAUACCGGCCACACGCUCCUAUCGCCGCAUCAGCAUAGAGCUGGUGGGCACGGUGACCGACUCGGAAUCCGAUGCCGAGUUGCCAGAGCUGCAGACGGAGGAGGAGACCGAGGAGGCGGAGGGUGAUAGCGAUGACCCGGCGGCGGAGGCUGCUGCUGCUGUUGUUCCGGAGGACGAUGUCUUCCACAGGCAGUCUUCCUCUGACAGUUCUUCCAACGACGAAAUGGUGCGCUAUUCACUCUCCAGUGAAAGUGAUUCAACAAUUGAGGACGACGUGGAGUUCAACGAGCACGUGAAUGCCGACGACCGUGCGAAAGUCGACUGCGCCGUGGACGAGGCGAUGUGCAAGUGCAAGCCCCAGUACUCGUGGAACAUUGACCAGGAGCUGCUGCAGCGGGAGCACAACAUAAUCAACCGUAUCGGUUGGCGUGGCGGCCACACCUCGUCGCAAAGCUUCGGCCAAGGCUACUAUGGCUCGCGCCAGGUGGUGGAACAGUUGACCCUCCUGAGUUCCCUGAACAAGCACGAUGGCUGCGUAAACUGCCUGAAUUUCAACCGCGCCGGCGACCUGAUUUGCUCCGGCUCCGAUGAUCUCAGCAUUAUCGUCUGGGACUGGGCGAACGACAAGGCGCUGCACCGUUUUCGCUCCGGCCACAGCAUGAACAUCUUCCAGACCAAGUUUAUCGACAGUGCCGGCUGCCUGGACAUUGUGUCCGCCAGCCGAGAUGGCCAGGUGCGCAGGUCAGUCAUCCCACCCUCUGGAGGCACCAUCAAGCCCAUGCGACUGUACACCCACAGCGAUUCGGUGCACAAGAUAGUGCUGGUUCCGCACAGCCGUCACGAGGUGAUGAGUGCUGGCGAGGAUGCGGCUGUCAAGCACUUUGAUUUGCGCGCCAGCAAUGCCGCUAGCACAAUGCUGCGCUGCGUCUACCACGAUGAGAAUGAACGCGGUCGUGUUCGCCUGUUUAGUAUCGCCCACCAUCCCUAUGCGCCCGAGUUCUGCGUCAGCGGUUCGGACGAUAAACUGCGGGUCUACGACAAGCGCAAGCUGACCAAGACCCUGCUGGAGAUGACGCCUUCUAAUAUAGAGGAUGAGAAGAUCACGCAAAUUACCUGCGCCGUUUACAACCACAGCGGCAGCGAGAUAUUGGCCUCAUACAGCGAUGCGGGCAUCUACCUUUUUGACAGUCGGAAUACCAAAGACGGCGAGUAUCUGCACUGCUACGAGGGGCAUAUCAAUAGCCGCACCAUCAAGGGAGUGAACUUCUUCGGACCCCGUUCCGAAUAUAUUGUCAGCGGCAGCGACUGCGGCAACAUAUUCUUCUGGGACCGGAACACAGAGGCGAUUAUUAAUUUCAUGAAGGGCGACCAUGCCGGCGUGGUCAACUGCCUGGAGCCGCAUCCCUGGAUGCCGGUGCUGGCCACCUCGGGCCUGGAGCAUGACGUCAAGAUCUGGACGCCAAAUGGACCUGAUAGGAAGGUGCCCGACGAGGACUCGCUGAAGCAGACGCUGGAGCGCAACUUCAGGCGCAACAUUGUGGACAGAGGUGACUUCGACAUCAACCAAUUCCAAUACUUCAUCCGUGGGUUUCUGGAGGGUUCUGGCUCGCGUUCCCGUUCCCGCGUCCGCCCCUUGAAUCGCAACAGAAUGGCAUCCUGGCUACCUCAUGGGCGGCAGCAUAGGGAAAAUAGCUCGAGCACCAGCAACGGCUCCAGUCCCUCCAAUCCCACGUCCCAGCGGCGCAGCAGCAACAGCUCCGACGAUGCCAAUGGCGAGGGAGCCGCCGCAGCCGCUGCGCUGGACACCCUGCACUGCCGGACGCAGUGAGGCCGCAACCGUGGAUGAGCUUCAAAAGCCCUCCUCGGUAAUCUUAUAAUUUUCGAUAUUAUAGAUACUAUUAGAAAGCGUUUCCGAAGCUGUGAAUUUGUAACCGUAACACAUAAGUGCGCAUAUUUUAUUUUUAAACAGGGUUUAAUAAAU
Drosophila takahashii is the source of this 2691-nucleotide messenger RNA. Its product is annotated as DDB1- and CUL4-associated factor 8. Gene Ontology annotation, molecular function: protein binding. Lineage: Eukaryota; Metazoa; Arthropoda; Insecta; Diptera; Drosophilidae. Gene Ontology annotation, cellular component: cytoplasm; Cul4-RING E3 ubiquitin ligase complex. The record is from RefSeq and is a predicted model, not a curated record.